Molecule: messenger RNA, 363 nt
Organism: Suillus paluster
Lineage: Eukaryota; Fungi; Basidiomycota; Agaricomycetes; Boletales; Suillaceae
Exons: 3
Coding region: 1-363 (120 amino acids)
Source: RefSeq, a predicted model, not a curated record
AUGACGAUUGAGCUGCAAAUUCAGCAUGGCGAAAACACUGCCACCAACAAGUUGCCUCCGCAAGUGAAGCUGAAGGACUCAGACAUGAUGGACAUCAGGACACUUUCACCAUUUAGUCCAGAGAUAACUCCCCCCAAAAACCUUGGAAUCACACACCUUGGCCAAGAGCAGUCUUUAUACAACAGGACAACAGUACCAUCACCUCCUACAGUCCACCUCUCCAAAGAUAUCAACCGGCUGUGUGAAGAAUGGGAGGAAUCAAACUUACUUGUUGUCAAUGGUCACGGAAUCCCUAUCAAGUAUUGGGGAGAGUUCUACAAGAAAGGAAAGGGCGUUAAGACUGCAGCAUGGGAUGCACUUUGA